AUGUCUGAUAAAACGGGUGCCAAGAGUACGGAACAAGCGGGACAGUCCGAGAAUAAUACCCCGUCUUGGUCGUCGAGGUUGUAUCGACAAGUUGGCUUCUCGGCCAAGAAGACAUGGCAGGAUAGAGGUGACAUCAUUCGUCAUUCUAAAGAGCUCUUUACUGGUGCAGGUCCAAAUGGACUUUCGUACUCUCAACUCCCAACAGCCUCAAGUAUACGGCUUCUUGAGGUCAAGCCUGGGAACCCCAGUGAGAUGCUGCAAUGCUCUCUCCACACAGUUGACUUAGCAGACAACCCCAAAUACCACGCGCUCUCAUACACAUGGGAGCUAGACCCACCAACCUUCCCUUACGAACUGAGAUAUCUGUCUCAAAAAGUUCCAAACUUCUCAAAAGCCGUCAGCAGCGGCGUCGACACAUUCAACCACACGCUCAAUCGCCUCAUGGUUCGGUCGCGUUCUGAGCCAGUAGAUCCAGAUGCCAAGCCAGUUGAAAACACGACCGACCGCGACAAGAUCCUGUGCGACGGCAAAGGCGUCUACGUCAAAUCUAACCUAUACCAAGCUCUUCUCCAACUCAGAAAAGCGCAUCCAGGAGUCUACUGGAUCGACGCAAUUUGCAUCAACCAAUCUAACCUUACGGAGCUGGGCCAACAAGUCCAGAUGAUGAACCGGAUCUACAGUUCAGCCUCUCAAGUCACGAUCUGGCUAGGUACUUGUCCCCACGUUUUCGCGCCAGGCGUAGCGAACCUCAUCGAGAUGACCAAAUCCGGACUUCCCGAGAUUACCGAGGCUGCUGAAUCCAAAGACUUUUACUACACCAGAGUCGGAACAACAUCGCUUUGGCAUUUAGUUCUCUGCGUCUUUUUCAUCGUCACGCGUAAAUGGUUUAAGCGGCUCUGGGUUUUGCAGGAGCUAUGCCUUGCCAAAGAGGCCAUAUUCCUCUUGGGAGAUUACGAACUCGAAGCUGAUGACAUCUCUGUUGCUUUUGGUUGGAUGAGGAGUAUUCUGGGCGCUUGGAAUACCAGUGGACUGCAUAUGUUUGCCCAGAUAUUGACGUGGGUUGGCGACAUGCCUGAUCAGGCUGUUUCGUUGCUCAAUUCACGCCGCACGAUUUCUGAGGGUGACAAAGUUGGUCUACAAGAAUGGUUCAGGCUGGUCAAGAACCGCGAGGCAAGAGAUCCGAGGGAUAUGGUGUAUGGCGGACUCGCUUUGAUCAAGCCAGAGACGCUAUUGAUGGAUCCAAGCUUAAAACAAGGCUCCGGCAGCUCAUCACUGGAUCAUGAUGAAAUUGCACCAGAUGGCACACGGCGAUGGCUAUCACUGCACGCAGACUAUGCCAUAGAAUUUCCCUCGGUUCUCGAGAAGGUGGCGCUGUGUCUUUUGUCGGGUCCUGAGCCAAUGAACCUCCUCUCGCUUGCAUCGCGAUACCGUUCUCCGUACUUCUACGACAUGACGAGAGACACAUGCAUCCACUACUCAGCUAUGAAGUAUGAUAAGCUGUCAGAGCUUGAACUCGAUGUGCCAUCAUGGUAUCCGGUCCCAUGGUUUGAGAAUUCGCGGGGUAUGAAGCCUCUCAUCUGGCAAAACAGCACACCACUCGAAAGCAAUUCCAAGAUGAUCAAUAGCCCAUCCGUAUCUGCGGACGGUAAAUCGCUGUUUCUCGAAGCAUCGCAAUUAGACGUCAUCGAAUCCUGUGUCCUCUAUAAUUUCUUCGGCGAUCUGGCGCACGAUAUGGAGUUGAUGAUCACGCUGAGCGACACGAAAAAUGAGCAAGCACAGGAAGCUGCGGCUUUGAAGGACUCUUUCAACUACGCUCCGCCAUUUCAUCUACUAGAAGUUAUACUCAGCAUGACUGUAAACGCAAGAUCGGUAGAAAAAUCGCCUCUUGAGGUCUUCUGUGACCUUCUCACUGCGGGAACGUGGGGAGGCCCGCAGAGCGGCAAGAUGAUCGGGUUCUGCCAAUGGAUUGACGACUGGGUAAACAACUACAUCAAAGAACAUGACAAGGAAAAAGCAAAAGUUACCGACGAAACACCCACCCGAAAGGAAUUUAUCGCCAAAAGAGAACCCAUCAUGGCAAAAAUAAAAGACGACUACAUCAAGCUACGCGCUGCAUAUCCAAAUGAACCGUGGUCACCCGAGGACCGCAAAGCCAUCUCGGAAGAACGCAAGACCCUAGCCUCACACUUCGCAAGAACCCUGCAAAUAGCACAGACGGUCCGAGCUCUGUUCGAGACCCAAAGCGGCAGACUCAUCCUUGCACCGGCCUGGGCUGAAAAGGGCGAUGUUGUGAUGGUGGUGAAAGGCGGCAAGGUUCCUUACGUCUUUACACCAAGAGAUGAGGACAUUAAGCGCAAGAUUGCCUUUAAAGAGAAGUACAACGGUGAGAUAUCGAUGGAGGCGUUGAAGGUACGGGUGGGACAUAAGGAGGCGGAGAAAUGGGAUGCGGCAAGUCUGCGGGGUGACAUUGGAGGUAAUGAGAUUUAUUUACUCACUGGUGAAGCUUAUUUGCAUGACUCGGAUUUGGAGGAAAUUCUGGCAAGGGAAUUGGAGUUUGGCAGAUUACAAAUCGUCUAA
This is a messenger RNA of Fusarium musae, 2577 nucleotides long. RefSeq lists its product as uncharacterized. Bases 1 to 2577 code for a protein of 858 amino acids. Lineage: Eukaryota; Fungi; Ascomycota; Sordariomycetes; Hypocreales; Nectriaceae. The transcript is spliced from 2 exons. The record is from RefSeq and is a predicted model, not a curated record.